CACAGAAUAAGACAAGAUGGGAUGCUCUUCGUAAAUUCCUGAUUAAGGGCAAACUUUGUUAGUGUUGGUGUAAAUGAGCGAUUUUUAGCUAUCUUGAUAUAUGAAUUAAAAGUAAUGCAGAAUGUAGAGAUUAUAUUUUAGGAUAAAAUGACUUCGUCUAAUCCAAGAAUUCAUUUAGAAAUUGUGUUGAUUGAAUAGAUGUUCUGAUUUUGAAAGGUACGGGGUAUCUGGAACACUAUUGAUUGCAAUGGCGUCCUUUGAAAUACAAAUCGGCAACCCUUCAGUUUUAAGCAGAAUUGAAAGUUUUAUGAAUGAUUCUGCAUACCGGGAAGCCAUAGAGAACUCAGCCAAUUAUAAUACACGAUUGUGUAUAGAGAGGAGAAUGAGAAUGCCGUUCUUAGACCCACAAACAGGUAUAGCCCAGAACCAUUCCCACUUGUAUUUGAGUGCCCGAGAGAGAUUGCCGGGACUACUAGACGGCCAAGUGUACAGCUACCCGGCUAAACGAUGGCGCAAGCGACGUAGGCAAUACCUCAUGCAGAUGCCCAACCGGCGUAAGGACCAAGAUCUCGAGAACAAUGAACUGCACACCAUCAGUACCGUAGAGAAUCCAGCUGUCGCCAACAGUGAAGACAGUAAGGACAGUUCCGGCCUCAAGGAGGAAAGCACAACCAAAGUGCCUGAUACUUGGUUUUAUGAUGAACUUGAUCUUCAAGCUAUGGAUGGAUUUGAUGAACCAGAUCCUGACUCCGACUAUGAUUAUGAGGAAACCUACACUAAAAGAAGAAAGAGGAGAGGUCCAGGGUCAAAACAGUCCAAACCCUCUGAGAAUACUACUAAGAAGUCGAAGGCAGGGAGCACACCAGGAAGAGGCAGAAAAAAGGGGAUGCAAUAUGCUGCUGAUCCUAAUGAUACAGAUAAACCAUUCAGCUGCGAUCUGUGUGGCGCGCGGUAUAAGACGCGGCCCGGGCUCACAUACCACUACACCCACUCCCACAAGGAGGGCAAGUGUGCGUCUGUGACUGGCGAGGAGGAGACCAGCAGCGAGGCCAACGCCCCCCCUCCCACUCCCCCGCCACCGCCUCCCCCGCCCCAGGACACCUCCGCAGGUUGGCAGACCCCCCACCUCACCUUCCUAAACACCCCUGGGGCCACUCCAGUGAAGAAGCAGACACGCAGCAAUGCCCCCAUACCCCCCGUGGCGGGGCCUAGCAUGGUGCCUGUGAGUGUGGAAGAGUCCCACCCACCUGUCAGACCACCUUCUCCUGUUGUAGAAAAAAAGAUUGUAAUACCAGAGCCGCUACCACCCAUGCCAGUGCUGGCUAUGGAACAGGCUAACAAGGAGAAAGCCACUCCGAACCCUUAUUGUGACUUCUGUUUGGGAGACGCUGUCAUCAACAAGAAGUCGGGCCAACCGGAGGAGCUGGUGUCCUGCUCCGACUGUGGCCGUUCAGGACAUCCAACAUGCCUGCAGUUCACUGCCAACAUGAUAGUGUCUGUGUGCAAGUACAGGUGGCAGUGCAUUGAAUGCAAAUGUUGUUCUAUUUGUGGGACCUCAGAUAAUGAUGACCAGUUGCUGUUCUGUGACGAUUGUGAUCGCGGCUACCAUAUGUACUGUCUGGCUCCCCCCCUCACUCAGCCGCCAGAAGGUUCCUGGAGUUGUCGUCUCUGUCUCUCGGAGUUCCACCAGAAGUAACACUCCACCACCCCACUGUGUACCAUACUUAUAUAGUUUUUGUGUAGAUCUUGUGUGUUCACGCAUCUAAGCUAUUUUUGAAGCUUUUACAAGUCUUUCGUUUUGUGUCGAUGUAAAUUUUGCGAUUUUUAUUUUUCUAGACGAUGCUUGAAGUUAAAAAUAGUCAGAAUUUAUGGAAUUACACUGUGAUCAAAAUAUCCUGUAUCAUAUUUUAUAUAUUACCUUAUAUAAUAUUUUUAUCGAUUAAAUGUACUCUAUAUAAAAAGGCAUUUUAGUUUGAGGAUUUGUUUUCAUUGAAUUUAUACACUAGUUUGUAUAGAGUGUUUUAGACUUUUUCAUAUGUUUAAUUGUUAAUCCUACAAAUAAUGUUUCAUUUUGUUCACAAGUUGAACAAAAUCUUUUAUGGCUGUACACCUAAUAAUAACAAAAAAAUUACUAUUUCUUGGUAGUUUAUUUCUUAUCAAGGUUAAGUAGUUAGCUGUAAAAUAGGUGUAGAUGGCUUUCUGUGUGAACAUGGAGGAAUAAAAUAUUGUCAUAGUUUAGUUUUUGUCAUAUAUAUACUUUUGUCUUUAAAACGAUACACAUGAAACAAGUAGAUGCAUCUCAUGUACUGUUACCAACUAGCUAACGCACAUACUAAAGAAUGCAUAUAUUUGUAACAAUUUGGUUGUGUACAAUUCACUAAAAUGUUAUAGAAAAUACUUUUGUUCUCUUAUUGAUAGCCAAAUUGUUUAUUGUAUACUUUUUAUAGCUUUAUUGUAAUAUGAACACUUAAAGUGUACACGGAUGGUCUAGGAAGUAAAGAACCUUACACUAUAAAGUGAUUCAAACAAAAAAUAGCUUAACAAAAUUUAAUGAUCUAGCAAUGAUUAUAGAAUUAACGUUUACUGAUUCUUUGAGCUCUUCUUAAUGUUAGUGUUUCCUUAUAAUAACUAAUUUAAUUUCAGAAAAAGACUGAAAUUACCAUUUCUCAAAACACAUCAGUUGAGUUGUAUGGUGCACAACUUAAGUCUAAAUGCUGUUGGCUAUAAUAUAACAGUGGUAGUUCAAAGGUAUGAAAUUAAAUCUUUAUUUUUGUCAUAUGCACAACAAAAGUAAUAAUGAAGUCGAAAUUAAGAACAGCUGUCAAAUCACCAUACAUUAUUAUAAAAUAUAAAUUAAAAGGUUAAAGUAUACAAUUAAUAAAAUAGCCAGUUGAUAUUUGUUAUUUAGAUAUAAUUAAAAUUAAUACUAAGAAUAAUAAGUUAUGGCAAUAAUAAAUCAUUCCUAACAAAUACUACGUACCAUAGUAAAUAUUAUAAAUUGUAAUAAGUUAAACCUGUAUUUCAUAAAAAAUACAAUUAUAAAAACCAUUAACAAUUUUUCAAUGAGCUAAACAUUCUAAAAUUCAUAAUUGCUUAAUACUUUUCAAUUAGUGCUAUUGCAUUACUUUAUUAUAAAGCUUACUUGGCCAUAAAUUUAUAAAUUCAUUAUUAACUGUAUCUGAUACUUCAUAAACAUUGGCCUACAGUUUUCGAAAGCAUGUUGGAUAACUAAUAAUUCUUAUGGUUUUCUUUUUUUUUCAAAAUUAAUAUUUCCAAUGUUUUACUGUAAUUCCACCAUAGUAUGAGACCAUUUAUCUUAGGAUGGACUGGAAAGAAGCAUUUCUUACUAAACUGAAAGUUAUACAGAACACAGAAUGUAAGACUUCUUAAGAAAACUCUCUAAAGCUUUGUACAAGUAUGAUCCACAUGAUUAGCUUAUUAUCAAUACCUAGUAGGUUGACAUUUUGACGAUAGUUACCAUUAGGGUUCUCAUCUCAAAAAGAUUGUAAUUUUCCUGGAAUCACCGAAAUGCAGUUAACAAUGUGUUGUUAUUAAAGAGGUAGUAUCGUCUAUAUAUUUAGUUGUUAAUGUUUGUACUGGAUGAGGUAAAUCAUUUAUAUUAAUUAGAAAUAACAAAGGUUGAAGUACUGAACCCUGUGUAACUCUACAUGUAGAAAGACGAGUCUGAAAGAUAAAAUGUGUUCUUUCACAUACAGUCAAAUAGUUGGCUCAGAUCACACAGUGUUAACUGAGCAUACGCCUUAUUUCCAAGCGCUGUUAAAACUACACUUAUUUUCAAUUUUUGUUAAUUAAUUCACUGUCUAAUUGUUAAUUUUUCCUUUUUUAAGUUUUGGAAUUCCAAAUGGUAACUUAAUUGGUCAAAAAUAAUUACUUAAAAGUCGUAUACAUCCAUGGUUUUUAAGUUUUUGAAUCACUUUACUACAUUUAACACUUCAUCACCUGUUACAACUUUCAAAGACAUUAAGUAAAGUUGUCUGGAUGAAUGUAGUUUGCUAAUAGCUGACACGGAAUGACUAGUGAUUUACUAAUAUUCUUUUUAAAUCCAUUACCGAAUUAAUAAGAUAGUUGAUACUUAUGUGAGAUGAACUAAAAUAGCUAAGAAUCUGACAAUGGUUGAUCUUAAGAUUAAUUACCACUUCUUCUCAGUGGAGUGCCAAUGAUUUAAGAUUAGAAUUUUCACUUAAUAAUCUUCUUCUAAUUUCAUUAUUAGACUCUUAAUGUUUGAAUCACACAGCACUAAAGUUGUCUGUAGUUUCUUUUACAGCUUUUCAUUAAUUUUGUGUUGUAGCCAAAAUCAUUUUUUUCAGAUUUCAACUAAAAUACCAUAAUCGUUUUCAAAGGUUUGAUGCACAUUUGAUAUUUUUUACUUUUUCAUAAUUUUUUCUAUAAUUAUGUUUAUAAAAAAUGGAGAACAUUAUAAAAUCUUUUUAUUAAUAUAAAAUUUACAUAACUUUCCCAAGCAUUUACAUUUCCAGGCAAGAUUAGCGGACACUUUAUACAUUUAACUUAGAAGUGCCCAUGUUACUGAAGGCGUAAAAUGUUAACUGUUAUGUUUGAUAUUAUCUUACUAGAUUAUUCUACAUUUAUUUAAUAUGAUAUUAAUAUUUUAUUUAAUAUUUUUUGUGCAAAAGAGUAGUGAAUUUCAUUUUACCGCAUUUUAUUUUGGUACUAUCAAAUUGAAAAUACCUUGUAACCUUCAACUUUGCAAGAGAGAUUUACUGCUUAACAAUAUUUUGAUACGAUAAUACUAAACCCCACCCAUAACAAGUGGGCACAUGCACUUAUUUAUUUCCGAGAUGGCAAGCACUGUUUUGCAAUUUGCUCACAUCUUGUUAAAUUGUCUCUCAUCAUAAUAUCAAUCCUUUCAAUAUAAUAAUAUUUUUAUAUUAUUGUUUGGAAUCUUACCUUAAUAAAUGUGUUGAUGUUCUUCAGAAAUAUUCAUUAAAUGUUAUUUUAUAAAUAUUAUUUUCUCAAUGCCAUGCAAAGUUGUAGUUGUUUCCACGUUGUUGCUAGCACCGUUAGCAAAUUGCCACAUCUCUGGGAAUUUUGGCUAUUGCCAUGAGAAUAUUUUACUUACAACAAAUGAAACACGUUGACAAUAGAAUGCGGACUACAACAUAAUUCUGAAUCCCACAUUAUUGAAUAGCAUUGAGUUUAAUAAAAAAUUGCAGAUACACAAACAAAUUUGGCGAUGGUCAAAAAGCGAUGAAGUGCACAUUAGCAAAGUGCCCACAAUCAGGGUAGUGUUUGAGUUUAGGAAGGCACUGCACGCUACUGCCCAUUCAGCAAUUAAUCGAGUUCAAGGUCAUGUGGAGUUGACUGAAUAUUACCUAACCUUCUUUGAUGAAAAACUAUAUUCCUGCAGAUAAUAUUGUAAAGAUGCGGCAAUUUGCAUAUGUGUGCUCACGUGUUAAUCUGAAAAAAGGUAAUCGAACUAGUCGCAGACUUUGUAGACUCCGUUCGUGCUAACAUAUUGUUCUUUACUUCCUAACUUUCGUUGUAUAGUUGUUUAUAGUAUAAUGUUGGUGGUUAUGUGCUAUUUACUAUAAUUACUGUCACCAACACAAAUGCAUUUUGUAAUAGACUCACUUAAUUUUUUUUAAUGUUUUGGUGCUCUUUAACACAAAUCAGUAUUGUUCGUUAUGUUAUAAGUUAAUUAUUACAGAUCUUAGUAGUAGGAAUACACGUACUUAAAUAUAUAUAUAUAUAUUUACACCAUGACUGGAGUUUUCAGUCGAAAAUCUAAAUAUGACUAGUUUUGUAACUACUUAACUUGUGUCUCAUUGAUUUUCUUGAUUUGUUUGUCUCUUUUGUAAUAUAAUGAAUCUUUAUGAAGCAA
Homalodisca vitripennis (glassy-winged sharpshooter) is the source of this 5860-nucleotide messenger RNA. RefSeq names its product zinc finger protein DPF3 (gene d4). The record is from RefSeq and is a predicted model, not a curated record. Gene Ontology annotation, cellular component: nBAF complex. The coding region runs from base 248 to 1696 and encodes 482 amino acids. Lineage: Eukaryota; Metazoa; Arthropoda; Insecta; Hemiptera; Cicadellidae. Gene Ontology annotation, biological process: nervous system development. The transcript is spliced from 10 exons.